Molecule: messenger RNA, 3206 nt
Organism: Drosophila albomicans
Lineage: Eukaryota; Metazoa; Arthropoda; Insecta; Diptera; Drosophilidae
Product: retinal homeobox protein Rx
Exons: 6
Coding region: 187-3003 (938 amino acids)
Biological process (GO): positive regulation of transcription by RNA polymerase II
Molecular function (GO): RNA polymerase II cis-regulatory region sequence-specific DNA binding; DNA-binding transcription factor activity, RNA polymerase II-specific
Source: RefSeq, a predicted model, not a curated record
ACUGAGCAAAGUGUUUGAGAGUAGUGAAAAGUCUCGCUAAGCUAAACGCCGUCGCAAAGUGGAAUAACAAUUUAUAUGCAAUACAAGAAAACAACAAUUUAUUGUGCUAGUGUGUGUGUGUGUUAAGUGAGCUUAAAAUAUAUUCAAUUAAAUCGCAAAAUAACAAUAAAGAAAUAGUUUUAUAAAAUGGAUAUUAAGACAACAGCCGUGACACCGCCCAUGGCUGGCAAUGUGGAUGCCGCUUCGCCUGCAUCGCCAGUUUUAGUGACUGGCAGCAUGGAGCAACUGCAGCACAAUAAGCAAACAUUCCAGCACAUCUUCGAGCAGCUGGUGCAACAGAGCGGCGGCAAUCACAAGCUGGCCCCGAAGCAGCUCGACCAUUUGCGCCAUUUGUUGGGCAAUGUGCGGGAUGCCAAGAAUCUGCAGUUGAUUGUCGAGAAGUUUAAGAAUCUGGAGCAGUUCCAGGAGCAUUAUGCGCAUCUGGGGAACAACAAUACUGUGAUUACAGAGGACAGCGAAUUGUCGCUCAAGGACAACGCACGCAAAUUUGGCGCUGGCGGUCAAACUUUGACGCCGCGACACACAAUCGACGCGAUACUUGGCCUAAAGAAUCGCAAUGGCCAACAGACGCAGGGCCAACUGCAAACGGACGGAAGUGACGGUGAUGGCGAUGGCUCAAUGGUCGACGACGAUGCCACCGACUUGCGCUGCAACAUGUCGCUGACGCAGCUGCGCAACAUGGACAACCACAUGGCCAGCAUGCUGCAGCAGCACGCCAAGAACGGGCUGAGCUACGGGCCACCGACUCCGGCAGCGCCACCGCCGCCCACACAGCCACCAGCUGGUCAUCAUCAUGGCGGCAUGGCGGGGCAUCCCCCAUUUGGCUACCACAAUGCCUUUGGAUUCACCCAGAGUCACAGUCACGCUCACAGUCACGGUCACAGCCAUCACAAUCACGGUCACGGCCAUGGACAUGGCUAUGGACAUGGACAGGAGGAAGCAGCGGGUAAUUACCUGAGUUCCAUGCACCAAAUGGUCGAGGCUAAUCAAUUGCAGCCGCCGCCGCCGCAGUCGCUGGCAGCGGGAGCCGGAGUGCAGGGAGUGACGGUGGCGCCACCGCCGCCUGGCGCCUAUGGCAGCCACCAGCAGCAUUUGGCGGCGCUGGCUGCGCAUGCGCAAGAGCAGCACAACAAAUAUGCCAAGUCAUCGCCGACAACACCAACGGCUGCGGCCGUCGCUGCUGCUGCGGCUGCUGCCGCUGUCGGUGGCAACUACUUUGUGCCGGAUGCUUCGACUGGCUCCACAGCAGCAACAGCGGCUGGAGCAGCGGGGGGAGGCCAAGGGGCAGGGGCAGGAAUGCGCGACUACGAUGAGCGUUCAAUGUCCUCGAAUAGCGAACUGGAUGAGGAUGAAGAUGAUGCGGCAAAGCUGCAGAGCGAUUGCAACAUUGAUGUUACUUCGCCGCCAACACCGCGACCCCCCAACAACAACAAUAAUAAUAAUAACAAUGGAAGUGUUGUUGUUGUUGGCUGCAAGCGAAAAGCGGGCGCCGCCUCCGCCUACUGUGAUGAUAAUGAGCCGAAAUUAGCCAACGGCCAGCAACAACAGCAGCAGCAGCAGCAACUGGGCAAUUACAACAUCAGAGCGCGCAGUCUGGACGAAGUGCAGCAACAGCAACAGCAACAACAGCAGCAGCAACACUUUCAGCACGACUAUCGCAACAGCAAUAACAACAACAGUAAUAACAACAACAACAAUAAUCAAGCGGAGCAUGUGGACAACGACAGUUUGGUCAACGGCAGCUGCGCCUCCAGCGAGGAUCUCAAUCAGACCAACAACAGCGAGCAGGGCGAGAAGAUCACAUCCGGCAGCGACGAUGAAGGCCAGGACGAUAACUGCGCCAAGAAGAAGCAUCGACGCAAUCGCACCACAUUCACCACAUAUCAACUGCAUGAGCUGGAGCGUGCCUUUGAGAAAUCGCAUUAUCCCGAUGUAUAUUCACGCGAGGAGCUCGCCAUGAAGGUGAAUCUGCCCGAAGUGCGUGUUCAGGUCUGGUUCCAGAACCGACGCGCCAAGUGGCGUCGCCAGGAGAAGUCGGAGAGUCUGCGUCUUGGCUUGACGCACUUCACUCAGCUGCCGCAUCGCUUGGGCUGCGGUGCUUCAGGUUUGCCCGUUGAUCCUUGGCUUUCGCCGCCGCUGCUGAGCGCGCUGCCAGGCUUCUUGUCGCAUCCCCAAACUGUUUAUCCCAGCUAUUUGACGCCUCCGUUGAGUCUGGCGCCCGGAAAUUUGACCAUGAGCAGCUUGGCUGCCAUGGGCCAUCAUCAUGGGCCACCGCCGCCGCCACCGCAUGGGCCGCACAGUGGGCAACUUGCGCCCCCCUCUUCGGUGGCUGGGCCAUCGCAUCCGCCGCCACCACCGCCACCGCAUUCGCAUCCACACGCGCACUCGCAUGCUGCAGCACAUCAUGCGGUGCCGUCGCUGUCGUCGCAUCUCUCGCCGCACCUGUCACGAAUGUCGCCACACGCGACGUCGCUGUCGCCGCAUCAUGCUGCCGCACUUGCCGCCGCCGCCGCCUCACUGCCGUCCAGUGUCACGCCCACCAGCACCACAAUGACCACGGCCUGCUCGACCACCUCGUCCUCCUCCUCGUCGCUGGAGUGCAGCGGCCCCGAUGUCUGCAUGUCACCGCAAAACCUCAGCAUCUCCAAUGCCGACUCCAAUGGCGAUCCGCGCGACUGCAGCGACAUCGAUGGAGGCAGCAACAGCAACGGCGCCGGCGGCUUGGAGAAGUGCAGCCAAGUGGAGCUGCUCGAUGUGGGACGCGAGAGUCCGCCGCCGCCCUCCUCGCUGGCCCUGAAGCGUCCGACGGCGACGACGACGCCACCACAGUCCGUUGUCGGUGCUCCGUCGGUGGACAUGAGAAGCAAUUCGAUUGCCACGCUGCGCAUCAAGGCGAAGGAGCAUCUCGAUAAUCUGAACAAGGGACUCGUGUCCAUGGUCUAGUUUAAGCCUAGUUUGAAAGUCCCUCACACUCCAAUCAAAAGUCCUAAUAUCGUAUCGUAUUAUCGUAUAUUCGUUUAUCGUAUUGUGUAUUUUAGUUUAGCGAAUCCUUCAAAUUGUAUAGCUAAGAACCAGUGAACCAAGAGUUUCCCCAGUCUCAUAACUAAAACAGCGGCGUGUUCCCAAUUUCACAUUCCCCAGUAAUU